CGGUUUCCGGUUUCCGUUUAACUGACAACUGACACUAUUGACAAAACACAAAACAAUAAACAAGAAAGAAAGCAAGGGGAAUAAUAAAUGCUAAAUUUAGAAGAGCAAAUAUCAGAAAAAUAUAAUUAGUGUAGAAGGCAAUGAUCAGAGUUAAAUUAGAGAGGAAAAGUAAAUAAAUUGGACUUUUUAAUAUUUCUACAGGUAGAAAUGUCUGAAAUAGGUGCCCAAACUCCCAAGCCUACACUCUCAUUAAGACAUGAUUGGUAUCAGUCUGAUUCUGCUGUCGUAAUUACGAUUUUAAUAAAAAACAUUCAAUCUGAUCAACUGAAAGUUAGUUUUUCUGAUCAAGAAGUAACAGCAGAUAUCACAGUCCCUGAAUAUCAAGAUUGCCACCUUCAGUUUCAUCUAAGUCACAGAAUCGUUCCUGAGCAGUGUAGUUACAAAACGUCUGCUUCGAAGAUUGAAAUUAAGUUAAAAAAAUUGGAAGGAUUAAGAUGGGACAAGCUACAAGGAGGAAUUAAUGAAAAAAUCAAGCCAAUACCUCAAGAACUAGGAACAGCAGGACCACCAGCUUAUCCCACAUCAAAAAAAGGAAAAGACUGGAAUUUAGUAGAAAAAGAAAUAACAAAACAAGAAGCAGAAGAAAAACCUGAAGGGGAGGAAGCUCUCAAUCAGCUUUUCCAACAAAUUUAUGGUAAAGGUAGUGAUGAAGUAAAGAAAGCAAUGAAUAAAAGCUAUCUUGAAAGUGGUGGCACAGUAUUGAGCACUAACUGGUCUGAGGUUGCUGGUAAAAAAGUAGGUGUGAAACCUCCAGAUGGAAUGGAAUUUAAAAAAUGGGAUAGUUAAUUUUGAAAUGGUUGUUUUGACAUAUACAAAUUAAAUAUUUAUUUAAUAUAUUUUUGUGUUGGCUUUUUUAAUAAAUUCCUGGUAGGCCUAUA
Messenger RNA from Sitophilus oryzae (rice weevil), 938 nucleotides. Its product is annotated as protein SGT1 homolog. NCBI's taxonomy places the organism in Eukaryota, Metazoa, Arthropoda, Insecta, Coleoptera, Curculionidae. Gene Ontology annotation, biological process: protein stabilization. The coding region runs from base 208 to 846 and encodes 212 amino acids. The transcript has 5 exons. Gene Ontology annotation, molecular function: protein-folding chaperone binding. The record is from RefSeq and is a predicted model, not a curated record.